This is a messenger RNA of Chlamydomonas reinhardtii, 1496 nucleotides long. RefSeq lists its product as uncharacterized. The transcript has a single exon. Lineage: Eukaryota; Viridiplantae; Chlorophyta; Chlorophyceae; Chlamydomonadales; Chlamydomonadaceae. The record is from RefSeq and is a predicted model, not a curated record. The coding region runs from base 387 to 1019 and encodes 210 amino acids.
GGCUCAGGUUUUUCGUUUCGUCACUGAUCUGCUGAAUGGCAACGCUCGGAGGCGUUGCUUAAUAGUCAUCAUCGCCACUUCCCUUUUGAAUAAAAAGGGUUUAUCCCGUGGGUCACAUACCGUGAAUCGAACAUGGAACUUCCCGUUCGUUCCUUCCCGUAUGUUCCAUAUUCCGCAACGCCUCCAUCUCCGAUAUUUUUUUUUCACGGUAUAUACCGAAAUCGAAAUUGUAUACAUAUAUAUACUGAAUUUAUGAAGAACUCAAAAGGGACACUAGCGCACCUGCCGCCCACGCGGCCGCCCCGCCCGGUGCGCCGACCAUUGCUGGUAUUCGCGUCGUCACGUCAGCGGUGGCCCUGGGCGUCCCAUUCACCAAUCCGCCAACAAUGCCCGCCUUGGACUGGAAGCAACGCACGGAGGAAGCGGCUCGGCGCCUGGAUAAGAUCAGCCACAUGCAGCUCUCCAUGUUCGGGCGCGCCUCCACUGCCACCGCGUAUGGUACCCACAUGGCCACGUAUCACAUGGAGCAUUCCGGCUUACCGCCUCCUGAGACGCUGGCCGCCUGGGAGGCGGCAGUGGCCAAGCUGGUUGACCGCAGCCAGGGCCCAUCUCAGCACGACCGGCGGCUCACCGGCGUCCCCGCCCGCCUCUUACCCGGUCACCCUGUGUCUGGGGGGUUUGGGAGUCUUCCCCUGCAGCAGCACAUUUAUGCACGUUGGGCCAAGCGCGCCGCCACCUAUGCGAGUGGAGACGGCACUACCCGCCCUGUUGCCGCCCAGGCACCGUGGCAGCGCGUAUUUGGGCAGCUGCUCCGCUCCUACCAUCCCUGCUUCCGCCCCAUGGCCCUGCUGACGGCUCGCACCAACGGCCCGUGGCUGGGCACCACCUCCCUGCCUCCCGGCCGAACAGUUCAGACAAAAUGGAACCUUCGAGACGGUGCCCCAUGCAUGACCGUACAGCAUGCAGUUCAUGCCCGCCUGGGCGCGCGCCGCCUUGAUGUCUAUGACAGUGACGAGUAGGAAGGUAGCCCGACGACGAAUGGCGGGUCAGGCGCAAAGGUCAGGUGGGUGUGGCGCAAAGGUCAGGUUUUUGGCGCCGGAGCUGACUCAGAUUAGGCGCUGGCAAGAAAGUCGAAAAUCUAGAUAAUGUCAAUGAUCUCGUCCCUGAGUGUGCUGCUUCCCGGUUGUGCGAACCGCAAGCGGGAGCGAAAGCGGCAGGGCGAGGGAGGGCCGAGGGCGCGGGGGAGGGGGAGGCCAGGGAUGGCGGAAAGGGCGGACAGGAGGACAGGCCCGAGCAUAUAGCUUGAUGUAACAGCAACAGCAAAUAAGGAAGCAAUACUUCAUACAUAAUGAGGGCAAAGAUGAGGAACCCCAGCAAGCGGGGGGAGAGAGUGUGGGAACUGUACGGUACUUGGGAGGCGGGCAUGAUUGGGUGACGCGGUGAAUGGCAAGUAAGAAAGGGCAGGAAAGGAAACGGGCUUAGCCCCCGAACAUAGU